AUGUCAGUUCCUUGGAAGGACGUGCCAGAGAGUUUCAAGAGUCAUAUCAUGGAUAACUCUAAUAGUCUGAAUAGUAAAAAUAAGGGAAUGACUCCUAAAUUGUCUUCAUAUCCAACAACAGUGGGCACUACCAUCGUUAGCACUAGACCUGGGAAUGGGAAUGGGAAACCAAAAAAUACCACCACCAUAUCAGCAGCACCUACACCAACAACAGAAACCGACGCCAGGAAACCUUCUUCCUCUGGCUCGCUGCGAUUAAAUGCAGACUUUAUAAAACGGUCGUUGAUUCCUAUGAUUUCCACUACUCGAGUAAAUAAUAAAGAUAGAGACCGUGACAGACCUCGAACUGAUCAAACGAUGACUACAAAGGCGUCCAAAACCUCUUCUUCAGCAAAACUGUCGACUAGAUCGACACCAGAAGACUCCCAACCCCAAAAGAAUAUAACGGAACUAUCCAAACGACAAGCGAAAAGAUCUACGCACAUUCGAAGUAAAUCGAACAUUGAAACAGGCAGCGAACCUGCUGCGUCGACCGAACAACCAACAAAAUCCGCAUCGACAUCUAAGUCGACCCCCACGUCGACAUCGACAACUUCAAGAACGGUUAUUUUCAAGAACAUGAACGAUUCAAUCCUGAUCCACGAGUUCCUUAACGCUAUAGACUUUGGACCAAUCGAAUGCUGUCGAAUUCUACGUAAACGUCAAGCCCUGAAAGAUCCCACCACGACCAAGAAGAUACCGUUAAACAUAUGCAAUCUUGCGUUUGUAUCUCCGUACGUCGCUAGUGCCUUUAUGAAAACGUAUCUGGCCCCAAGCAAGCUUAACCAUUUAAAACACAUACUAAAGGACUCCCAGCAAUUGGAGGUAUUCUUAUUCAAUCUGACCACCAUGUCCAAAGACUCUAUCAGUGGCAAGUUUUUAUCGCUGGACGCCUUAAAACCAAAAGUAUUGGAGUACAUCAACGAAUACAACGCCACCAGAUGCAUUCACGUGUCUAUCAAGGCCGUUUCCCUGUUCCCUCGGGAAGAAAUCAUUCGGGAAUUUAAGUUGAAGUCUACCCCGUUUGGCGAUUUCGACGAUUUCACUGUCCUUAAUGAGCAAUACAUAAAAGACAACGAUAAAGUGCUAAACUUGGAGUUUAGAAUUCAUUAUACGUCAAUAGAUUCUGCUAUCAGGGCAUUCGAUUAUUAUUGCUUGCGUAUUGAAGGGAAUGGUGGAACCAUUGCAGACACUCCAAUAGGUCAAACUGUGUAUGCACUUAAUGUUACGUUUGGGUCUGACCGUUGUGAUCGAAGAUCAAAUAUAGAUGCCAAGAACGCGCCAAUGGCUUCUACAACGACUGCUGCUACCACCUCACAAUUUCCCUUGCAUGAUGACGAUUCAGUGUUUGAGUCUGAUCUUAGUCCCAUUCAGCUGAAAGAGUCCUCUUCCCAUAAGGCCACACAGGUUAGAGAAAGUCCUCCGACGUCUGCAUCAGGGUCGAUAUCAACAACAACGGGCCACGGUUUGACGAAAAGAGAGAUGAGUAAGACCACUCGCAGCAAGGAAAGAAUGGAAGAUGAAAGCGACGACCAUGAAGCUAGCACAACAGAAAGUCAGCCUUUAGAGAACAAUCUUAUCUCAAACGACUCCAACAUAGCUUUACUCCAAGGCAAUGACAUGCCUAAAAGCUUUGCCAACUCAGAUGCUGACUUGGACGAUGUCGAUAUUGAGGACAUCUCCACGCCCACGUCCAAUAUCGAAUUAGAAUCUUCGUUCUCGAAACUCCUUAUUGGUAGAAACGGAAGGAACUCGUCAUCAUCGUCUUCUUUGUCGAACGAUCCAUACAUUUCUCGCAUCCAAAAUAAUGCUCAUCCCCAAGCAUUUGAGAAUCCUAAUACGUUUGGAAACUCAUAUCUUCCUCCAUUUCAAAACCAAUUCAACAACUCCAGAUCUCGAUCUUUUUCUGUCAGUUCAGAGAGAAUCAAUAAUUUAUCAUAUUCUCGUUCAGACAAUUCUGCAGUUGCAGCUGCGGCUGCAGCUGCACACGCUGCAGCCGCACAAGCACAAGCUGCUGCGUUGGCAGCAGUUGCUGCAGCAUCUUCAUCCACAUCUCAAGCUCAAAAGAAUGAAUUGGCUGCGCUUGCGAGCUCACUUAAUAAUAGUGCCAAUUUGAAUUACGAAGCCAUAGUUGCCCUUGCCGAACGUAACAACUCCAUGAGUUCUCUAGAAAGUUAUAAUGGACAAAAUAGAACCAUUUAUUUGGGGAAGUUACAUCCUCGAACCACAGUGGAAGAAAUCGCUAAUAACGUUAGAGCUGGUGGACUUGUGGAAUCCAUUCACUAUGUACGAGACCAUGAUAAUUGCUUCAUUAAGUUUAUUGAUCCAAAUGUGGCUCUUGCGUUCCAUGCCAGUCAUCAAUAUUUGCAUAGACUAAUCAUCCACGGCACAGAAGUAGUUGUUGGCUGGGCCAGGAACCAUUCGGGCCCUGUUUCCCGAUCUGUGAUGACUGCCGUUGCCAAUGGAGCUUCGAGGAAUGUUUAUUUGGGAGUUCGCUACAAAGAGAAUGAGAGAUUGGUCGACAAUAAUAAUGACGGUUCCACCCCCUCCAACUCCACGUCCACUGGCUCAGGAACUGUUGUGGAACUUCCUGGAAUCGAUGAGUUACGCUAUGACUUUAUGAAGUUUGGAGAAAUGGAACAAAUUAAUUACUAUCACAAUGGUUCAUGUGUGUUUUUGAACUUUCUCAAUAUAGCCGAUGCCAUUCGAGUUGUUAAGCUCUUUGACACUGAAAACGAGGCCAAAUUAAGCAACGACUACAGACACUUUUAUAACAAGUACAAGUACUUCAAGAUCAGCUUCGGUAAGGAUCGAUGUGCCAACCCCCCCAAGUUUUAUUUUAAACGGGAGCCUCAAGAGGUUGUUCAUAUGGAGAAUGGCGGUCUUUACUCCAAGACCCCUAAAGCUCAGAAGGAUGUUUAUACCAAGGUUUAUCAGAACGGUAAUGCCCCCAAUAGGAGUACUAAUAACGGCAAGGAAUAUAUGACAACUUUCACGCCCUGCAAGAAGAAGAGAAGAGGAACGACGUCUUCUCCUACGGACGACUUCAACGAAGAUAUCAUCAACGAGGAGGCAGCGAUGGUGUUUGGCAUCAUUCAAAGUGAUAAGCGAAGAGAAGAAGAGUUGGCCCGAGAAGUGGAACGUCAAAGACUCUUGCAAGAGGAUGAAACCACGCAGGAAGACACCGUCAAGGACGAUAAGCUGGAAGGACCAGUUGACGAUACCAGUUUCUUUGAUGAUGAAUACGACUACAGUGAAGGCAUCAGAUACGUUGAUGUACUUGAUGUGGAGAAGGAGAUGGAAAGUGCCUUAGAAAUUAAUACCAUUGAAGAGCUUGAUGAAGACAAGACUAUGGAGGAAGCUGAUAAAGACGUUGAGGAUGCGGAUGAAGAAGACGACGAAGACGAGGACGAUGACGAAGACGAUGACGAUGACGUUUCUAUUAUCAUCAGCUCAGCAGAUAGUUCCAUGAUACAAGACAGACCGAACUCGAAUACCCCAUCGUAUGGAAGCCGUCCUUCUUACAACCAUUCUUAUAGUGCACCCAAUGUUAAUGGUAACAUUCCUGAGAAGAAGAACGACUACUACAAUAAUAAUAAUAAUAAUAAUACGGGAUACCAGAGGAAAAGCAGAUACUCAAAGCAUGGCAAUAACAAGCUGUUUAGAAGAAACUAUUCAGUCAAUUCCUUUGAUGGAUAUCAUUGCAAGACUUCUUCAAGAAACCAUUCCGCCACUUCACUUCCUGGUAACUUUGGAAUUGGCAGUGUUCCUCCUUCACCAUAUAUGAACCCUCAGAACCACAUGUAUUACGUUGCAGCCACCAAUCCUGGACUUCACAUGGGGGUUCCUUCGCCCUACAUGCCGUAUGGUUCAGUUUUUAUGCCACCACCGAUGAACUUUGAAUGGUAUUCCAAUGGCCACGGGAAUGAAGACAGCAGAAAUCUGAAUGGAUACCAUCAGGAACCAGGAGGAGAAGAUGGUGAAGAUAAAGAAAAUGGAGAAGAAGGCUUGAGGACCAUUAAUGACGGCUUUGAAGCCAAUGGUAAUGGUAAUGGUCAUGUUGGUACUGGGUACCCAAUGCAUCCACCAGCGUAUUCGUAUGGAUACCUACCUGAAGCGUAUGCCAACACUCCCGGGUCACAAGUGAUGAUGGAGUAUUUGGCCAAGGUUCAACAGCAGAACCAUUCCACCGGCGAAGAAGAUGACUAUAUGAGUUUCUAUCUGAAGUUUGCCAAUAAAGAGAGUGAUAAAUAG
Messenger RNA from Lizanozyma spartinae, 4293 nucleotides. RefSeq lists its product as uncharacterized. NCBI's taxonomy places the organism in Eukaryota, Fungi, Ascomycota, Pichiomycetes, Serinales, Debaryomycetaceae. Gene Ontology annotation, molecular function: mRNA binding. Bases 1 to 4293 code for a protein of 1430 amino acids. The transcript is spliced from 3 exons. The record is from RefSeq and is a predicted model, not a curated record. Gene Ontology annotation, cellular component: cytoplasmic stress granule.